Vigna unguiculata (cowpea) is the source of this 2520-nucleotide messenger RNA. RefSeq lists its product as uncharacterized. The record is from RefSeq and is a predicted model, not a curated record. Lineage: Eukaryota; Viridiplantae; Streptophyta; Magnoliopsida; Fabales; Fabaceae. Gene Ontology annotation, biological process: asymmetric cell division.
AAUCAAAGCUGCCAAAGUUGAGGGUUUUUGGUUUGGUUUGGUAAGCUUAUUGUGUGUCGUAAUCAUGGGCAUUCAUAGAUUUUAGUAUCGACACCCAACUGCCAGAUGCCAUGAUCACUUCCAAGUUUUGAUUUAGCACUGAACAAUUAUGAUUUCUUACUGUUACCGCAAAUUUCCACUCUUGGAUGUUUCUUCGUAAACGGUUUCUUUUGUUGUUUCUUCUCUUCACAAAACCCCGUGAAUAUUUUCAAUCCCCUUUUCUUAUUCUUCAUGUUUAUUAUUAUUUCUUGUUGGAUUCUCCAUCCACCAAGUUAUGGAACAGUGAAUGACAGGUUUCUUAGUUGACAAUAAGAGUUGGGAGAAGAAUGUCUUUGGUCAAUGAAUCAGGGAUAUUUGUUUUAUUUUCCUGGAAGUGGUGUCCACAAUUUCUCUAAAUUUAUGGAAAGUUUCUUCCUUUCCUGUUUGUUUUCGAUGAUAUACACAAAGAGGAUUAUAUGUUUUGUGGAGUUUGGGUAGUGAUCAUGUGUGUAUGUUGAAGAGGUAAAAUGGAUUUGUGGGUUGUUGCGGCCAUUGCUGGAGCUGGGUGUUUGGCUAGAUAUUUUAACAAGCUUUCAAACAAUGUCGAUGGUUCAUCUCCUUUGUCAUUAGAGGAUUCCUAUUUUGAGAAUGAUGUGUCCCCAAUCCAACCCUUCUGCACACAAACAGGGAGAGAUGCUUUAUAUAGAAGGGCCUCAGAUGUGGAUUCAGAGUAUUAUCUUUUGGGUUCUGACGAAGGGCUUGAAAGUGAAAAAGUAGGGCUUUUCAGGAAUUGCAGUGAGAGUGAUGUCCUUUCUGUAUCUAACUUUAAUGAUUAUGGAAAUGAGCAAGGCACCAAUGUUGUUGCCAAUUGUGGUUUCUUACCCUAUGAUCUGUCUGCAGGAAAAUUGGGCCAUAAUCCUCAUGGAAAUAGAACCUCUCACAGGACUAAACAUCUGUAUGGGCAUAUUAGUAGACCUUCAAACUCCUUAGAAAGUUGCCUGAUGGCUCAGCUAUGCGAAGAGCAAGUCAAGUUGGAAGAAUCUGUCUUUUCGCCAUCCAUGGCAAUAAGGUCAUUUAUUGUUGGUGAUAGAAACCAAGUGAUCAGAAGAGCAAAUAAUGAUGAGCCUUUCAGUGGAAUUACCGGAAGUGAAGAAUACAGGUUGCAUAGAGAAGCCAAUAAGGUGAAGGAUGAAAGUGCAUUAUUCGGACUUCCUUCCUUGUCCAAGAUUACAUCUUCUAAUGAUGCCAAGAAGAUGAAGCUUAAUGCAGGCAAUGGACGAAAAAUAAGUGGAAAGCACAUCCAUACUCAACAUGAUGCAUCAUUUCUCUUCAGUCUUGGGAUUUCUUUUGGGAUAAUAACCUCCAUGUUGGCAAAUAAAAGAGAAAUGGACAAGUUAAGAGAGUUGUUAAAGCAGACAGAAAACUUUGUUGAAGAUCUACAAGAUGAACUUGAAAUGAAAGAUUCAAUGAGAGUGAAAGAGUUACAUAAUGAAAAUUAUGUUUCAGAGGGUACUUAUGGUCAUUCCUUAUGUGAUAAAGAGCUUAAUGGAUUUUCACCUGAAAAGCACAUGGAUAAUUUUCCAAUAACUGACUUCAAAGAAUCAUAUGGUCAGAAGGAAGAAGAAAGUUCAGAAGCUAUGAGCAAAAUUGAAGCUGAGCUUGAAGCUGAAUUUGAGAUAUUGGGAUUAAACAUGAAUGAAUCUGACCCAGAAAGACCGCAUUCUGAGCUUGUAGAGCAUGUUCCUGUCUUCGUAGCAGAUUUUGCUCAAGCUGAAUCGCAAACUAACAUGAUUGGUGGGAAAGAUUUUUUCCAGUCAGAACUAAAUGAGGAAGAUAGUGCCACUGUGGUUCCUGUAAAUUAUGCUGUUUCCCCUCAUGAACUAACACUGCGCUUACACGAAGUUAUCCAAUCCAGACUUGAAGGACGUGUAAAGGAGCUUGAAAUUGCCCUUGAAAAUAGUCAGAGAAAACUAUGGUUCAUGGAAUCAGAGCACAAGAAUCAUUCCCAGAAGUUUUUCCCAAGAAAAGCAUCCUCCUUUAGUGAAGGAAAUGUGUUGGCUUGCAAUGAAUGUGAGCCUAUGACUGAACCCUUAGUUAUGAAUUUAUCUGCAGGUGCUUACAAUGACUUUAAAGAAAAUUCUCCAUCAAGCAUGCAUAUUCCUGAAUGCGAAGCAGCAACUGAUAUCCUUGCUUUUCCCAAUGCUAAUGAAGAGAGAGUGUCAUGGGAACUCUCUUCUGGUGAGGUCACAAUGUUGGAAGGGUUAAGCUCUAGCAAUUAUGAAUCAAAUGAUGUUACUGGAGAUGAAAAUUGUGAGUGUGAUUAUGAGAUGGAAAGGCAAUUAAUAAGACAAAUUGUUGAGAGGACCAAGAAAGGUUCUCCUGUGUUCCAAAAUGCUAGAAGGAUAUUGUAUUCUAUGGAUAAAGAUGAGCAUUAGUAUCAACUAUUUUUUAGUUGACUAGAAGUAAAAGAGCGUAGUAAUUUCUCUCCCUUUUUCUGCAUAA